AUGUUAGUUCGUUGCAAAUGCACAAUCUGUGCGGAGGAAUUCGCUAGGACCGAUAUGACAGCCUUGCUUUGUGGGCAUGUUUUCCAUGCCAAGUGCAUUCAAAGUUGGUUCGAGAAGCGCACGACUACACCCACUUGUCCAUGUUGUGGAACUUCCACCGACAAAAAUUUGAUAGUACGUCGCCUCUUCUUUAAUGCUUGCGAUGAUCAAGACGACGAUGGACUUAUGGAAAUUUUCGAGAAGACAAAGUUUGCUCUCUUACGUGCUAAGGAGGAAAUACAAGAACUCAAGAACGAUAAGAAAGAAGUGGAUGACAAGCUCGCACUAGAACGCGGAAAAGUUUCAUCAUUAGAGGCUCAGAAUUCUAGCCAAAAUGGGAAGUUGAAUGAAGCAAAGAAUACACAGGAGGAACUUUUAGAAUUAAUCCGUAGACGCGGGGAAGAACUGAAGGAUCGUGAGGAAUACGAGAGCGAUCUUAGAUCGUGUAUUCAGAUUAUGGAAGAACAACUGAGGUACUCAAAGAAAAACGAGGACGACUCAAACCUUCUUGUCAAGAGUUUGGAAGAACAAUUGAGGACCUUAAAGAAAAACCAGAACGACUCAAAACUUCUUAUUAAGGACUCAAAUCUUCAUAUUGAGAAUAUGGAACAACAACUGAGAACUUCAAAUGAAAACGAGCACCUUAUAGGCAAUGUCGGGCAAGACGUGGUUUGUGAAGAUUUGUUCUUACACCAGGGAUUUAGUGAUUGA
Cylicocyclus nassatus is the source of this 750-nucleotide messenger RNA. NCBI's taxonomy places the organism in Eukaryota, Metazoa, Nematoda, Chromadorea, Rhabditida, Strongylidae. The record is from the annotation of a GenBank genome assembly.